AUAUGUUAUUCAUAAACUCCUGUUUUAAGAAUGCAGUGGUUUCCGGCUUUGAGAGUAGCUGCGAUCACCAAAUCAGAAGACACAAAAGCGAAAGCCAUGGAAGAAGUGGAAGAAGGAUUGUUGCAACUCGAGGAUGCAUUUGUUUCUAUAAGCAAAGGAAAACCCUUUUUUGGCGGUGAAGCAAUCGGGUUUAUGGACAUUUGCUUUGGAAGCUUGGUGGUUCUCUUGAAGGCUAGAGAGAAGUUUAAAGCAGAAAAGCUUUUAGACGAAUCAAAAACUCCUUCUCUUUGUAAAUGGGCCGACCGGUUCUUGUCCGAUGAAACAGUGAAGAAUGUGGUGCCGGAGAUCGAUAAAGUAGCUGAGUUUCUGCAAGAGCUUGAGGUUAGAGCUCAAUCCGCAGCUUCAAGAUCUUAAGAUUAUCUUAGAAUGUAUUGCAAUGCGUACAUGUAAAAUAAAAUAAGCUGAAGUUU
Molecule: messenger RNA, 470 nt
Organism: Arabidopsis arenosa
Lineage: Eukaryota; Viridiplantae; Streptophyta; Magnoliopsida; Brassicales; Brassicaceae
Source: the annotation of a GenBank genome assembly